Messenger RNA from Echinops telfairi (small Madagascar hedgehog), 459 nucleotides. It is a transcript of the gene RGS21, whose product is annotated as regulator of G protein signaling 21. The record is from RefSeq and is a predicted model, not a curated record. The transcript is spliced from 4 exons. Lineage: Eukaryota; Metazoa; Chordata; Mammalia; Afrosoricida; Tenrecidae. The coding region runs from base 1 to 459 and encodes 152 amino acids.
AUGCCAGUGAAAUGCUGUUUCUACAGGUCACCAACCUCAGAUGUAAUGGCGUGGUCAGAAAACAUGGACACACUUUUAACCAACCAAGCUGGUCUAGAUGCUUUUAGAACAUUUCUAAAGUCAGAGUUCAGUGAAGAAAAUGUAGAGUUCUGGCUUGCCUGUGAAGACUUCAAGAAAACAGAAAGUUCAGAAACAAUUGCCUCCAAAGCCAAGAUGAUCUAUUCUGAAUUCAUCGAAGCUGAUGCCCCUAAAGAGAUUAACAUUGACUUCAGUACCAGGGACCUCAUCUCAAAGAACAUUGCAGAACCAACGCUCAAAUGCUUUGAUGAGGCUCAGAAAUUAAUCUAUAGUCUCAUGGCCAAGGAUUCUUUCCCUCGAUUUUUAAAGUCAGAGAUUUAUAAGAAACUGGUAAAUACUCAACAGGUUGGAAAUCAUAAAAAAUGGCUUCCUUUCUUGUGA